GGCGCUGAUGGUUGUUUUGACGUCAAAGGAUGCUUAACAUAUCGUCGGGUUGACACUUGCUGAUUUUCCAGGUCAAAGACCAUGCAAGAACGAAUAAGAUGACGUGUAACAAGACUCAUUGAUAAACCUUUGAUAAAUAUGGUCCGAGUCACAAACAGAUAUAAACUCUUGAUCCCAUGAUGUGUGAGAAGAAAUACUUCUGCCCACGACUACUUGAUUAUAUUGUUAUAACUGGUAGUCGCCACCCCAACCAUAACAACCAUGUUACCCAGACUCCAGAACUACUCCGUCGCUAUCCCCUAGAGGAUCACAAAGAUUUUCCCUUACCCACAGAUGUUAUCUUCUUCUGCCAGCCCGAAGGAUGCAUCAGCGUGGGACCAAAGCGAAUGAGCCUCCGUGAGACAACAUCUUUUGUCUUCACACUGACGGAAAAGGAUUCAGGCAUUGUUAGAUAUGGCAUCUGUGUUAACUUCUUUCGUCCAUUUGAAAAAAAGAGUUAUUCUUCAGACUGGCAGAAAAGUGACAGAUUAAAUCUUUCCAUAGGUAGCACCAACUCAACAGAUAUUGCUAGUUCCUUGGAAUUCGAGAAACCAAAGUCACCAAGGGCGAAACGGAAAUCACGGAGUGCAAGCCGUGUCCGCAAUAACACUCUGACAUCGUUAUGUAUUGUUAGCCAUCAUCCUUUCUUUUCUACAUUUAGAGAAUGUUUGUUUAUACUGAGGAGACUGAUUGAGGCAUGUCAUGACAGAAGUUGUACCAAGAGGAUUGGAGGAUCCAAGGCACUGACCAGGGACACAGUGUGGGGUGUGUUGACAGGGCUGUGUAGUGACAAUAUCUCGUCACUUGUGAUGCAUGAGGUGCGGGAGAUUGAGACUUGGAUUCUGCGACUCCUCAGUGCCCCUGUCCCUGUUCCUGGCAAGACUAGGGUAGAGGUGAGCAUCCUACCAAAGGACCUGCAGCCACCAAUACUGUUUGCCUUACCAGACCACACCCGCUUUACACUCAUAGACUUCCCCCUUCACCUGCCUCUGGAACUACUGGGAGUGGACACAUGUCUCAAGGUGCUGACCGCAAUCAUACUGGAACACAAGGUGGUGCUGCAAUCCCGGGACUACAAUGCCUUAUCAAUGAGUGUGAUGGCAUUUGUGUCCAUGCUGUAUCCCUUGGAGUACAUGUUCCCAGUCAUCCCACUACUACCUACAUGUAUGGCAUCAGCAGAACAGUUGCUGCUGGCCCCAACCCCCUACCUGAUUGGUGUUCCUGCCAGCUUCUUCCUCUACAAGAAGGACUUCAAGGUGCCUGAUGAUGUCUGGCUCAUAGACCUGGACUCCAACAAGAUUACCAUGCCCACAAAUGCAGAGGUGCUUCCUCCAAUGCCGGAUACUGAAGGCGGUAGCCUUAAGACGCAUCUCAAGCAGGCACUUGCGAGCAUGAGCAUGACUCCUCAGCCAAUCAAAAACCUUGAUGCUCUUGCUCAAAAUCCAGAGGCAUGGCAACGACGUGAAAGUUUCUCUUCACAGACUGGAUUCAACCCGCUCAUCUACGGCAAUGAUGUGGACUCAGUAGAUGUUGCUACCAGAGUAGCCAUGAUCCGAUUCUUCAACUCUGCCAACAUCAUGGGUAACUUCUGUGAACACACCCGUACUCUGCGCCUCUAUCCACGUCCUGUGGUGGCCUUCCAGCUGUACAGCUUCCUCAAGUCAAGGCCCAUCAAGACUCACUUCACAGCCAGGCUUGCUCGCACACAGGCUGUCGAAUAUUUUGCUGAGUGGUCUUUGAGUCCACAGAAUGUGGUUUAUCUACGUGUACAGACAGCGGUAUAUGACCCGUCACUGAUUGGAGACAAACCAAAGUGGUACGCACAUCAGCUACAGCCCAUAGACUUCAGAGUAUAUGAUGAGAAUUCUUCAUUGGGUGCUGCCAUCUCCUCAGCCAAUGAGAUUCACAGUGAUGAAAUUCCUACAGAUGAGAGUGGCAGUGACAGCGAAGGGGCAGAGAGCACCAGCUCAUCCUAUUCCUCACUUAGUGACUUUGUGACUGAUAUGGUCAACAGUGAGAUUGACGGAGAGUCUCCAGCAUUUUUACCUGAGAAUCAAGUGUUAGCUGUAGAUGAGUCAAAAGUAUUCUGUCCCCCAAACAAGUUGCACGUCCCUGAGACAACAACCGCAACCAGUGACUCAGCCCUGUCUCUCCCUGACAGUGAUCUCAGUUCGUCAGAAUCCUCUAGCCCUACCUACAGCCAUGGUUCACCUCCACGAGACAGGAACAGCAAGGAUAUGGAGGAUGAAAACACAGUAUUCCGGUAUGAUUCUGGUAAUGUAACUGCCACCAGUCAUUCACAAAGCAGUCGACCAGAUAGUGGAGGUUGGGCACAAACUGUCUCUGAUCCACUCAGAAAGUCCCCUUUACCCCAAGGUGUGAUACGGAGCAACAACUCUGCGUUUGAGACAUAUGAGAAACCACGCAUCAGUCCUAAUCUCCCAGGCGCAAAUAGGAGCCUGCUAAAUCGCCAGCAGAGAGGGGGUAGCACGUCAAGUGGUGGCUCAAGUGGAUCUACCAAGAAGGGUUUUAGGUCCCUGUCUGACCGUGACUCUGACCGGUCAUCUCCAGCCUCCUCCAUCAUUUCCACCAUCAGUAACGAGCUGACUGACAUGGCACAAUCAGCCACAAACACCAUGUCAGAGCUGUUUGGAAGCAAUAAGGCUGCCACACCAUCUCCACCACCUCAGCCCAGCAUAAACAAGCCAGCUGCCAAACCAUACACACCUCUUGGUACACGGAAAGCUCUUGUUGAGAAGUCUGGAUUGGUCAAACAUGCUACCAGUCAGAAGAAAAAAGAAACUGUGAAACCAGUAGCACAGGAAUCUCGGGGUUCUUCAAACAGUGAGAAUCAGCAGUUCUUAAAGGAGGUGGUCAAUUUUAUCCUGGAUGGGCAGGGAAUGGGAUGGCUCAAACUCAACCGUGUGAAGAAGCUGAUGGAAGAUGAGAACUACAGGAACUUUGUCAUCAGUCGACUCAACCGUAACCUGGACAAAAAGAUUACUGAUGAUGCAAAUCACCUUGAGGAUGUGUGUAUUACAAAGAAUGUGUUCAAAGGCAUGCUGGCAAUGACGAAGGCAAUUGUCCAUGGUCUGGAGCACACAUUUCAGAACCAUGGCCUUGGUGGAAUGGCAAGUGCUUUCAUGGUGAUGGAGAUCCUACACACGCACUACUGGGCCCGAGAGGUCACCAGCAGUAAUCGCAGUGACACCAGCCUCACACCAGAUGUGUCAUCCCUGCAUGGAAGUCAUGAGAGUCUUUCAUCCAAGGGAGAUGAUGCCCAGAGGACAGACAACCAAAGUCUCACAGAUACAGACCAUAUGCCUGCUACCACCAGCCUGAACCCGUCCCCUCGCCAACCCCCACUGUCCCCCAACCGACAGGACAGCACAGGCUGGUGGGCAGAGCGAGAGCGAGACCAGUCACAGCCAAUCAGUGCCGCCUGCAUUUCUGACCAGUCGUCCUCUAGUACCAGCACCAGCACUGAGUCAGGUUCUCCCGUGAUUGUAAAUGGCGAUGAGUUUGAGAACAUAGAGAUCCCUGUGAUGUCAGACAGCAGUGGCCACUCGGAAAACUCUGGAGUUGGAGGAAGUAAUGGAGGGAUUGCCAGACAAACAGGCCUCAGCCCACAGAUGACAGACAUGAACAGGAAUAUUGGCAAACCACAGGCCCAAACGUGUGAUAUCAUUGUGACAGACACAAGCUCUUCCAGAGAAGGGGAGGACAUGAUGCACGAACUUGUCAAGAACAAAGAGUUGAUUAAGACCAGCAGACUAGAUAAGUUUAACAGCAUGGACUCCGAAAUAUCAGAGGCUAGCACUCUGGUCAGCACCAGCUCAGACAACAAUGAUGAGAACCGAAAAAGGAGUCGAAUCAAUCAUCACUCUAUCAGGGGAACCUUGUCUGACAGUGAGAUGGAGGGCUCAACUGGGCAGUCUGCACGUCACAGCAAGAGGAACCGUUCUCCAAGUGUUUGGAGCUCCAAGAGCAAUCUCAGUACAGGAUUUCGCUACAGUGAAGGCAAGAUGAUCAACACAAGCUGUCCACAGAACCCGGAAUUCUACAAAACAUACCUGUUUGAAGGCUUGCUAGGCAAAAGUAGAAGUCGAUUGUUUGACCAGAUGCAGUUUUGGGAGGACUUGUUUCUAGAUGCUGUGGCACAGGAGAGAGACAUCAUUGGCAUGGACCAACGUCCCUCAGAGAUGAUAGAGCGGUAUCGGUCUCUUGGUGACAUGGAGCGGAAACGUCUGGAACAUGAUGAGGACCGUCUGUUGGCCCAUAUGUUGUACAACUUGGUGGGCUUCAUGGUGAUGAUGAAUGUUCACAAGACUGAGGUGAAGAAGAAGGUACGGCGUCUGCUGGGCAAGUCUCACAUUGGACUCAUGUACAGUCAGGAUGUCAACAACCUCCUGGAUCAGAUCAACAAUCUGCAUGGUAAUGAUAUUGACCUGCGUCCUCUUGGCAGUCGGCAGAUGCAGAAACAGUCUUUCACUGUUCACUGGGGUACUGACAACAGUGGUGACAUGCUAUUCAUGGAGGUAUGUGAUGACUGCCUGCUGUUGCGCAGUGUGACAGGCACAAUACAUGACAGAUGGUGGUUUGAGAAGCUUGUCAACAUGACGUACUGCCCCAAGACAAAGGUUCUCUGUCUGUGGCGCAAACAAGCAGACAAAGUACAGCUCAACCAAUUCUAUACCAAAAAGUGCCGAGAGCUGUACUUCUGCGUGAAGGAAUCGAUGGAGAAGGCUGCAACCCGCAACACUGGGAAGCUGCCAGGUCCUGAGCUAGGUGGGGAAUUUCCAGUGCAGGAUCUCCGGUCAGGUCAGGGAGGCCUCCUGCAAGUCUGCAUGGAGGGAAUAGGCCUGCUUCUUGCCAACAGCAAAUUCUUUAUUGAGCUAACUCGUAUCAGGAAAUGCUUCACACAGAAGGGAGGCAUUUUUGUGCUAGAAGAAUUUGAUCCCAAAACUAAACAAGUAAUCCAGCACAAAUUCAAAUCCAGCAUGGCUGACCAAAUGUGCUAUGCAGUCCUCUGUCUGUUUUCUUAUGUUGCGGCAGGUUUAGAACAGAGAAAACAAUCUUGACACAGUCACCAUUUGAUGAUUCUAGCCUUCUUCCUGACGAUACAUUCUUCCAUUUUGUCCCUCCCGCCGUCAGAACAGAUAGUCUGGGCAGUUGACAUGACCAUAGAGCUUAUCAUCUGUUCCACCAUACAAGUUCUCUUUCAUUCCACAGUAUAACUGAGAGCCUCUGUUUAUUACUCAGAAAUGUAUUCUAUUCAUUGGUGCUUAAAGCUAUUUUUUUCUGAUAUUCUGCAUUGAUUCUGCAACAGUUGCAUGUCCGAUUGUUUGGAAGUAUUGUCUUCCAAGCCAGAGUAAAUAGAAAUUUCCUUUGAAUAUUCCUUCAUGGUCAGAAUCAUUUAUUAUCAUGAAUCAAAUUCAUUUCAUCAUGGAAACAGUAUGCAUACUUCAUUUUGUUCAAAGUCCAGUGGAAACCCAGUAGCUUGAUGAUAUUAUCUUUUAGAUCUCUGAUCGUUGACAGCUUGAAAAUAAAAACUGCUCAGAUUGUUAAUGUAUAAAUAUAUUCUUGUGCCUCGUAAAGUGCUAAAAUAUUUAUUUUUUACUUACAUAUGAAUAUAUAUUAUAUAUAUAUAUAUAUAUAUAUACUUAUACAAAUAAUUUGUAAUCUGUCAAAUUGUCCUUCAUGUUAGAAUUUGUCGUCAAAUCUGGAGGUAUUUUGUUUGUGUUUAAGUUGUGACUGGUGAUCAGUUUGUUCUCUGUUCUGCUAUUGCCUGUAUAAUCACGGACUUGUAUAACCGGUUAUAUUGGUCCGUGGUAUAAUCAAAGAUUCACUCAGAAUUAACUAUCUUUAGAAUGGAACUAUUUCAUCUCAUAAAUUGUAACCUUUCAAAUAUAGAUUAUCUAGCAUGUCAAA
This is a messenger RNA of Haliotis rufescens (red abalone), 5970 nucleotides long. RefSeq names its product MAP kinase-activating death domain protein-like. Gene Ontology annotation, cellular component: cytosol. The record is from RefSeq and is a predicted model, not a curated record. The transcript is spliced from 32 exons. Gene Ontology annotation, biological process: regulation of apoptotic process; regulation of Rab protein signal transduction. Bases 177 to 5120 code for a protein of 1647 amino acids. Gene Ontology annotation, molecular function: guanyl-nucleotide exchange factor activity. Lineage: Eukaryota; Metazoa; Mollusca; Gastropoda; Lepetellida; Haliotidae.